Molecule: messenger RNA, 2035 nt
Organism: Apis laboriosa (Himalayan honeybee)
Lineage: Eukaryota; Metazoa; Arthropoda; Insecta; Hymenoptera; Apidae
Exons: 6
Coding region: 103-960 (285 amino acids)
Source: RefSeq, a predicted model, not a curated record
AGGCACACCACUGUACAAAAUAGACGCACGUUUUUUCGUAUUAAGUAACGUAGAAUCAGUAACAAUUUUACGUAGAAAUAACGCGAAAAAAUUCAUACCACAAUGCCGCGCCAAUCAACAUAUUGGGGAAAAUUUGUAUUCGUAUAUAUUUUACAUUUAUUUUCAUAUGCAACUUCCUCUUCAAUGCAGAUGCAAGUUCCGGUGCAUGUACGACUGAUAGCACCGCGCUACGUAACGUACAACAGUACGGCCACUAUGCACUGCAAUCAUAGCGUCCCCGACGAGUUCUUGCAUAAAGUCGAGUUCAUGAAGGAUGACAAGAGGAUAUUACAAUACAUAAAGGACAGAAAACCGCCGUUCCACAGGGGCGAGGUUGAAGGCGCAAGCAUGGAGCAUUUCGAAAAUGGCACGACAAUCAAAUUAAAGAACUUACGUUUCGAGGCGUCCGGCUCGUAUCACUGUUUGGUUACGAUGACGACUCCUAUUUAUACCGAACACUCGGAAAGCGUUCCAAUGAAAGUUAUAGUACCACAGACUGAAAACCCGAAAAUUACGUUCAAGAAAAACUCGUACAUCGUAGGUGAAAGUUUAGAAGCGAAUUGCACUUCCUCGGCUGCACAUCCAGUUCCUCAUUUGACUUGGUAUAUAAACGGGAAGGAGGUGGAUAUCAGUCUGGUAAAUCACUAUCCUCACACACACCACAAAAACCAACUGAUGUCUGCUACUGCGAAGCUGGUGAUAGAAGUUUCCGCGUUGCAUACAGGAAAAAACGGUAAUUUGGAAAUAAGCUGUCAUUCGACCAUCCCAGAUUACGCAGUGCAGUAUGCCGAUAUAAAGAAGGAAUCGGUCACAGUGAAAAUUAUGUCGAUGGUCGAAUCCUCAGCACCAAAUAUCGCGUGGGGAUGGCCCCUAGCUACGUUACUGUGUAUACUCUGCGCGAUGCACAAGAUCAUUCCUUAAUAAAAGUCAAUUGCUAUAGGAUAAUUAAACGAAAGAAAAAAAAAAAAAAGAAACUAAAGAAAGAAGAAAAAUUACAGGAAAAAAAAAAGAAAAAAAAAAGAUGUGUAAUAUACGUAAACGAGAAGAAGAAUACAAAUACAAGUGGAAAAAAAAAGGGAGAACUUGUGGGAAGGGGGGAAUAUAUAUUAUAUACAUACAUAUAUAUAUUAAUGAACGAACAAUCACAAUGUCUUCCUUGAUUAUACCGAAAUACACGGGGGCAGCGAUUUUAUUGUCUUGCAGAAAUUUUAUAAACUCAUAUAGACGCGGCUUCUUCGUGCAACUAUUUUCGAUUGUCGCUUGUAUCGAUCGUUAUCUAUUUCGCGAAAAUAUUGUCGAAUCCGGAGGGAGAAUUCCGUUCGUUUUUCUGGUCAUUUCGACUCGCACAAGUUCGAAAGAAUAUGACCAUCGAAACGACGAUAGAAGAAAAAAAGUAAAACAAAAAAGAAAAAAAAUAAAAAGAGAAAAAAGAUAUCGUAGUAAUAAAUAGUAAUUCGCCGGUUAACAGUAAUUUUUUUCUAAAAAGGAAAAUACAAAAAAAAAAAAAGAUAUAUAGGUUACAUACACGGGCGCAUUUUUCUUCUUUAUCUUCUCAUAAUAUCGACCGCAAGAUUAACUCGUUCAUCAUUAUUCUAUAUUUCUAUACUUACUGGAUUUUAAAUCUUUUAAAUAUGUUGACACUAUAUAUAGAAUAUUUUAUUCGCUCGUACUCGAGAAGAAUUUAUUAUAUUCCUGAAAAUAUAUAUAUAAAGUAUCGUUUUUAUUCAUAGUUUAAAGAAUUAUAUAUCUAUCGCUUUUAGUAUAGUAUUUAGUAUAUUACAUACUUAUCGAUAUUGGUAAUUGUGAUGCUAGAGACCUCUAGGUAAUUUCGAAGAGAUCUCGAGCAUUUCAAUGGACACACGUUCAUUCGAUAAGUGUAUUAUAAUAAUCGGAGACCGUGUAAUGAAUGUCAAUUCGUAAAUCGAAUUUCUUGCUCGAAAUUAAGAAGUGUAAAAGUAUAGGUAUUGUUUCAAAUGAAUAUUAAUCUUAUCUUUUG